This is a messenger RNA of Rhea pennata, 4164 nucleotides long. It is a transcript of the gene LIN7C, whose product is annotated as lin-7 homolog C, crumbs cell polarity complex component. Gene Ontology annotation, biological process: protein localization to basolateral plasma membrane; neurotransmitter secretion; maintenance of epithelial cell apical/basal polarity. Lineage: Eukaryota; Metazoa; Chordata; Aves; Rheiformes; Rheidae. The record is from RefSeq and is a predicted model, not a curated record. The coding region runs from base 19 to 612 and encodes 197 amino acids. Gene Ontology annotation, molecular function: L27 domain binding. The transcript is spliced from 5 exons. Gene Ontology annotation, cellular component: MPP7-DLG1-LIN7 complex; basolateral plasma membrane; synapse.
GGUUGGCGUCGGGGGACGAUGGCGGCGCUGGGCGAGCCGGUGCGGCUGGAGCGAGAUAUCUGUAGAGCGAUUGAGUUGCUGGAAAAAUUACAAAGAAGUGGAGAAGUGCCACCACAAAAACUACAGGCUUUGCAAAGGGUCCUUCAAAGUGAAUUCUGUAAUGCUGUAAGGGAGGUCUAUGAACAUGUGUAUGAAACUGUGGACAUCAGCAGUAGCCCUGAAGUCAGAGCUAAUGCAACAGCAAAGGCUACUGUAGCUGCAUUUGCUGCCAGUGAAGGUCAUUCCCAUCCCAGAGUGGUUGAACUGCCAAAAACUGAAGAAGGUCUUGGAUUCAACAUUAUGGGAGGCAAAGAACAAAAUUCUCCAAUCUAUAUCUCUCGAAUUAUCCCAGGCGGUAUAGCUGAUAGACAUGGGGGCCUGAAACGUGGAGACCAGCUUCUUUCUGUGAACGGAGUGAGUGUUGAAGGUGAACACCAUGAAAAAGCUGUAGAACUGCUGAAAGCGGCCCAAGGAAAGGUUAAAUUAGUUGUACGAUACACACCAAAGGUUCUGGAAGAAAUGGAGUCAAGAUUUGAAAAAAUGAGAUCAGCAAAACGCAGGCAGCAAAACUAACUUUGUAUGUGAUAAUUUAAAGAGAAAAUAUAUUCCAGUUACACUUUAUAAUUUGCUUUGUGACUCAGUUGAUCUACUGUCUAGGCUACAAAAGACACUGUUCUUUUCACAGAAUUGCAGAAUUGUUGAGGUUGGAAGGGACCUUUAGAAAUCGUUUGGUCCAACCACCUGCUCAAACUCCUUUGAGUCAGCUAGAGCAGGUUGCUCAGGACUGUGUUCAGUCAGGUUUUGAACAACUCCAAGGAUGGAUACUCCACAGCCUCUUUGGGCAGCCUGGUCUAGUGUUCAGCCACCCUCACAGUAAAAAAUUCUUUGUUUAAGCAGAAUUUCCUGUAUUUCAGUUUGUGUCCAUUGUCUUUUAUUCUUUCCCUGGGCACCACUAAGAAGAGUCUGGCUCUAUCUUCUUUAUGCCCUCCCAUAAGGUGCUUAUACACUCUGAUAAGAUUUCCCGGAGCCUUCUCUUCUCCGGGCUGAAAAGUCCCAACUCAGCCUCUCAUCAUAUGUUGGAUGCUCCAAUCGCUUAAUCAUCUUUGUGGCCCUUUGCUGGACUUACUCCAGUAAGUCUGUCUCUCUUUUCCUGGGCAUCCCAGAAUUGGGCACAGCACUCUAGCUGUGGCCACCAAUACUGAGCACAGGGGAAGGAGCAACUCCCUCAGCCUGCCACCAGCUUUUUACCUAACUCGGCCCGGGAGGCUUUUGACUUCCUUUGCUGCAAUGGCAUGUUGUUGGCUUGUGGUCAGGUUGUUUACCAGGACCCACUGGUCCUUCUCUGCAAAGCUGCUCUCCAGCCAGUCAGUCAGUCACCAGCCUGUACUACUGCAGGGGUUAUUCCUCCUGGGGCAGGACUUUGCACUUCCUUUUGAACUUCAUGAAGUUCUCUGCCUGUUUCUCCAGCCUGUUGAGGUCCCUCUGAAUGACAGCCCAGUAAGUCCUCCCAGUUUGGUGUUGUCUGCAAACUUAGUGACAGUGCACUGUCCCAUCAUUCAGGUCACUAAUGAAGAUGUUGAGCAGUAUUGACACCAGUAUCAACCCCUUGGGCACAUCACUAGUGACUGGCUUCUGGCUGGACUUUGUGCAGCUGAUCAUAACUCUUUAAACCUGGCAGUUCAGCCUUUUUCAAAAUGUUUGUUUUCUGUUUUCAUGUGGUUUUCACUGUUUAAAAAUGUGUACUUUUAAAACGGCCUAAGAUAUCCUGAGAAAGCACGUUUGUUGAUGUUUCUAUUGAGUUGAUUUUUUACAAAUCUUUUUCAGAUCAGAACCUUUAAGCAUGAAACAAACUUAAAGAUUUUUUUCAAAGUCAUUUAAUAAGAGAUUUCUACAGUUGACUUUUUUUUUAACACUACUUUUUUGGCAUUAUUUAAAACUGAUUCCGCAGGGUUUUUUGCUAAAUGGUUUUGAAAGCAAAGAGUAUGUAGCAGGAUUUUGGCACUUUUCUUAAAACAUGUUGUAUAUCAACUGCAAAAACCUAAUCAUGAUCUACUGUGUAGCUGAUAAUGAUACUAGAUUUUGUAAUUUUUUGAGUACAUUAUUUUUACACUUCUGCUAAAUCAUAACUCGUUACUCUGAAAAUUUUAUUACCUCGCUUGUAAAUAAUUUACAGUUGGUGUUCACUUAUGACUUUGUAAUAGCUGACAUUUAAAAAUUUGCAACAAUCAUUCCUGUAAUUUAUAUUAUUUUGUACUAAUUUUGGAGAAGUUAAGGGAAAAAGAUGUAAUUGUGAUUGCAGUCCUGGAUUGACUCUCUAAAUGUAUUUUUGUAUUCAGAAAAAGCAAAAUAUGUUAAUGCAGUUCAGAAGGAAUUCCAGUUGUUUCCCUGACUUCCUGCUGUUUUUAAAAAAACACAUUCAUCUUAAUUGUCAUACCUCUGUUGCGCUUUCAGUAUAUUCAGUUGUAAUCUUCUCUUGAAGGGUGACUGUACAAGAUUUUGAAUAGUUAGUACCUAAAUUACUGUCAUGUUUGUAAGAGUGAAAUUUUUUAAGCUUAUAUGCCAAGUUCCAAGAAAAGUUCAAAUGUCAGGGAAUUCAUCACUGACUGCUUCUGAUUAGAGGAUACUUGUUCGUACUGCAGAAGUAGUAGCAUCAACAUGCAUAUAAAACUUGAUGUGGAAUGACGCGGUAAAUAGUAAGGAAAUCUCCAGGUAUAAGCAAUUAAUGUUUUAUCUCAAGCAUGUUUGAUGGAAGCAUUGUUAUUGUAUGCCAUACUGGAGAAACUGUUUUUCUGGAUAGUGGGACACCUCUUGGAAUCUACCAGGUUUGGAGCUGUACUUAUAUAAUGUUUUUUUAAAAAAAAAAAAAAAGAAAGAAAAAAAGAAAAGAAAAAAACUUCACCUUUUGGUGUAUAUUUAGAAUCAACUUGGUUGUCUACUGCAUGUCUGUUCACUUGCAAGGCAGCUAUGACUGCAUCCUAAUGACUGUUAGUAAGUUGAUUCUUAAAGGCUUACUCUGAAAAGCGCAGCUCUCACUACAUGGCUGAUCUCUUGUCUCUUCACAUGGAGCAGUAUGAUGCAUUGUGAAUUUAAUUCAGUAUGUGAAAGAAAGUAAAAAGUUAAAGAUCUAAAGACAGCAUGAAUUCUGUGCAUGAAUUCUGUGCUUUGUCAGUUGAUCUUUUGGAAAAGAAACCGCACAGGAUUGAUACAGACAAGUAUCAUGCAACAUGUGGUUGCUUUCUGCAUGUUUGUAAGCAUGGUGAGCCUGCAAAGAGAAAAUUUGAUUUUAAAGAUGCUGAUAAUUUGAAAAUGCAGUAUAAGUAUUUAUCAGUUAGAUGACAUUGAGCACUGAAUUGCAUGGUUGAGUAUCUAUCAUAGGCCUCUUUCAAAAGGCUUCAUGUUACUGAUAGGACCAUGUUGUUGAAUUGUAUAUUUCUAUGGAACAAGUAGUGUUUGAAAUAUUGAGACCAAAAUCACUAGUUAGACCAAUAAUGGAUGUGUUUUAAUUUAAUUGUAAAAUAGUAGAGAUUUGUUUUAGAGACAGAGAAAAGAUUUAUAUAUAUAUAUAUACACACACACACACAUAUAUAUAUAUAUAUAUGAAAUGUGUGAGUACAAGAUAGAAAUGUGUUUUAAGACCUGUAUCCCUUGUGUUACUGAAAAAAGCGAUGGUUUUUGUUACUCUAAAUAUUUACUUUAGUUUACUGCUAAAUGCAGUAGCAUUUUCAUGUUGAAUUGUAGCACUUGGAUACAGUUUGUCUGUCAACUAAUACAAAAUGUGGGGAGGCUUGUCUGGAUGUAAAGGUGUUGUAUGUGUAGGAUUUCUUAGUAAGUUUCUAAAUGGCAACAACAAAAAACUUCCAAUAAACAGACAAUUCAUUAAAAGUUAUCUUUAAUACUGUGACAGCCUUGUAAUAUUAAUGAAGACAUGGAUGAAAAUUACCAAGAAACUAUCUUUAUUACUACUGAGCAGUGCCUGUACUGUUUUAACACGCAGUCCCUAUACACUUGGUGUACUGAGUAUGUGAACAAGUUAAGAGGUAUCAUUUCUGCAGAUAACUUCUGCAUCUGUUGCUGCUGUGAGGGAUCUCUGGGUUUUAUCAAGAGGAAAAUAAAAGUUGAAUUUCA